GAUUUUUUGCUCCUUUUAAGUAAACAAAACAAAGAUGGGAGUUCAAGGCCUUUGGAAACUGCUGGAGUGCUCGGGACGGCCAGUAAACCCAGAAACGCUAGAAGGAAAAAUUCUUGCUGUUGAUAUAAGCAUUUGGUUAAACCAAGCCAUUAAAGGAGCAAGGGAUCGCCAUGGAAAUUCCAUCCACAAUGCCCAUCUCUUGACUCUUUUUCAUCGACUUUGCAAGUUGCUGUUUUUUCGGAUCCGCCCCAUCUUUGUUUUUGAUGGAGAAGCUCCACUUUUGAAGAAGCAGACUUUGGCUAAACGCAGACAACGGAAAGAUGUAGCAGCCGUUGACUCCAAGAAAACUACAGAAAAACUUUUGAAAACUUUCCUAAAAAGACAAGCAAUUAAAACAGCUCUAGCAGGCAAGAGCAAUGAUCAGUUCCCCAGUCUUUCAGAUGUGAGAAGAGAAGAGGUCGAUGAUAUCUAUGUGCUUCCUGCUUUCCAAAAAGAAGACAAAAAUAGCUCUGAAGAGGAAGAUGAGAAAGAAUGGGAAGAGAGGAUGACCCAGAAAAAGAUACUGCAAGAAGAGUUAUUUGAAAACCCUUGUUCUGUUGAUGUUGAGUCAGAAGAUUUCCAGAGCCUGCCCCCUGAAGUAAAGCAUGAGAUCCUUACUGACAUGAAAGCAUUCACAAAAAGAAGAAGAACGCUGUAUGAGGCAAUGCCUGAGGAGUCCACUGACUUCUCCCAGUAUCAGCUGAAAGGACUGCUUAAAAAAAGCAGCCUGAAUCGACAACUAGAACAUGUGGAAAAAGAGAUGAACCAGCAGUACUCUGGCCAGAUCCAAACCCAGUAUGAGAAUGAUGGGGGCUUCUUGAAAGAAGUCGAAACGAGGAGGGUCGUGUCUGAAGACACCUCUCACUACAUCCUGAUAAAAGGUAUCCAGUCCAAAGAAGGUACCUCCAGAGAUCUGGCAACCACUUCUUCUGCAUAUUCUUCUGCAAGGCCUCAAGAUUCAAAGCACAAUAUUGAGACCAACAAGACUUCAGUCAGUGUAACGCUGCCUCCAUCUACCUUCUUGAAGACUGAAUCGACUAAUAAUACCACCCCUGCUCCACCUUCUCCCAGAACUUUGCUGGCGAUCCAGGCUGCCAUGAUGGGAAGUAGUUCGGAAGAGGAGAUUGAAGAUGAAAGGAACCAUCAGCUCGAGUCAGAUAAAGUCAGGACUGGCCCUGUUAUAGAUGCACACAAUGUAUCACCGAGAACACUGAGGGCUAUUGAGGAAGCUUUGUGUGAGGAGGAAGAGAAGGUCCAGUCACUUUCAUCCAGGAGUACUGGAGGAAAUCAAACAGGACGAGUUCUUCCGAACGAGCUUCUUACUAGUAGUUCAGAUGAGGAGGACCUGAAAUCUGAAGAACAGCGUGGAAAAGAACUUCUAGUCCUACCUGUGAGGGAAUCAGAAAAUGAAAUCCUUCACCCUGACAGUGAACUGGACAAAAAGAAGUACACAUUGGAAACAGAUAUAAGUAAACCUGAAGAGACAGAUGAAAGUAUACCUGAAAAGACAUAUCUCCCUUCUGUGGAUAAAGCAUGCUCUUCUGAUUCAGGUAAAAAAGAAAGAGAUGAGAAAAAACAGACAUCGAAAAUGGAUUCAAGCUCUCUGCAAGAUGGCGAUGUGGUGCUGCAGCCACUGAGGCCUUCGACACAGUUGGUCACCCUAAGCCCUUCAAACUGCACAGAGUUGGCCCAAAAUGGAACAGUUGGAAAUUCAGGGGCACCACUUCAGCAGCCAGGCAAGGAUGCUUUUGGCAGGCAGAGCAUGGUUUCUUUUACUCCGGAACCAGCCAGUCUUCGUGAGGAAAGAAUGGAAAAUCAAUCUGAAGAGAGCGAUUCUGAUGAUAGCUUUGUUGAAGUCAACGCUGAACUAAGUAGCGAGCUGCAGGAUGAAACUGACCAGGAGAAAGGAAUGGGGGCUGCCUCUUCAGUGGCUGUAAAGGGAGCCCAUGAGGGUGCCACUGAGAGAUCUCCGGAAAAUGCUGUCAAAGAUGCAGAGCUGCCAGUACAGCAAACUGGGGAAACCAGAGACCAGGAGGAAGAUGCCGUUAACGAAUGGCAGGAUAUCAGCAUGGAAGAAUUGGAAGCCUUGGAGACCAACCUUUCAGUUGAGCAAAAUGCACUCCGGUCUCAGAAACAGCAGCAGGAGCGUAUCGCUGCCACUGUGACUGGACAGAUGUUCUUAGAAAGCCAAGAACUUCUUCGCCUUUUUGGCAUCCCAUACAUUGAGGCCCCAAUGGAGGCAGAGGCCCAGUGUGCUGUUUUGGACCUCACGGAUCAGACCUCUGGGACCAUCACAGAUGACAGCGAUAUUUGGUUGUUUGGAGCCCGGCAUGUUUACAAAAACUUCUUCAGUCAAAAGAAGUAUGUGGAAUAUUAUCAGUAUGUGGACUUCCAGAAUCAACUAGGCUUAGAUCGAAACAAGUUAAUUAAUUUGGCGUAUCUUCUUGGGAGUGACUACACAGAAGGCAUUUCGAAUGUUGGUUAUGUAACAGCGAUGGAGAUUUUGAAUGAAUUUCCUGGUCGAGGAAUGGAGCCCCUUCUCCAACUUGCGGAAUGGUGGGCUGAAGCUCAGAAGAGUAAGAAGAUGUGUCCCAAUCCACAUGAUACGACAGUGAAGAAAAAGUUACGGCAGCUGCAGCUGACGCCUGGCUUCCCAAAUCCCUCAAUAGCUGAAGCUUAUCUGCGCCCGGUGGUAGAUGAGUCAAAGGGAUCCUUUGUUUGGGGAAGACCGGACUUGGAACAGAUCAGAGAAUUUUGCCAGAGUCAUUUUGGCUGGACCAAGUUGAAAACAGAUGAAGUCCUGCUGCCUGUCCUCAAACAGCUGAACGCUCAGCAGACUCAGCUCCGUAUCGAUUCCUUCUUCAGACUAGCGCAACAAGAGAAGCAGGCCAUCAAGAGUCAAAGGCUUCGCAGGGCUGUGACUUGCAUGAGGAGAAAAGAGAAGGAGGAAGAAGAAAGUGAAGUCCUCCAGGCAACGGCAGCCUUUAAAGGAAGGAAAGAGAAGGAAGAAGGUGUGACUGGAGCCCCAAACCAUAGGGGCAAGAGAAAAAAACAUCUAGCGCCUAAGCAGGACAGCUUUUUUGGUGGAGGUUUUAUAGGGGAGAUACAGCUAUCAGAGUCGUCCAGUGGGUCAUCAGGUGACCAAUCAGAGAAUGAAACCUUGAGUAGGCGUCCCAGUGGGAAGAAUGUCAAGAUGCUCAAAACCAGUGCUGUGAGUCAUGAUGCCCCUUUGGGGCAUGAAAUGCCAGAAGAGGAAAUGGGGAAUAGUAGCUCCAGCACAGAGGAGGAAGCGACUAUGGUGACUGCAAGGCCUGUUUUUGAGGGCAAAAGGGCAAAGGGACGGUCUUUAAGAGGAAGAAGGAAGAAAUAAUGUCAAACAAACAUGGGCAUUUCCUAACAGCUCUUUUGUAAAUAGCACCAUGAAAUCUUCACAAGAAAAAGGAUUAAUCAUCCCCCUCUCUCCCACAAUUUUUUCCCCUUUUGAAUAUAUUGGCACUAUUUAAAUGAGACCUUUUUAUUAUAGAAAUCAUGAACCGAAAUAUUUUAAACUUCUUUAGGAGGUUAAUGUCAGAUCCUCUUCCCCCAUGAGCCUAGAAAACUCCCAUUUGAAUAAAAUGGAGUCUUGCCUCCCUUGAGAAGUUUCUGAAGGUGAUCAGUAAUAUAGAUGUUUCUCACAGUGGAAAUGAAAUCGUUUUGUAAUGUCGCCAAUCCGUCACUCAGCUUCACGCUUCAUGAAAUGUGAUAAGUAGCAUACUCACCGUACAAGGUUUCUGCAUUCAGCUAGAAGGAAUAUUUUGGGCCACUUCAGAUUCUCCUUUCCCUGUUGUUUGCCUACAUUGAAAAUCAUUUUAAAUGUGGCAUUAAGGGCAGUGUUGCAUCCAACGGCAGCAGUGAUGCAUGGGGAUUGGAAGAAGAGAGAGAGGGGUGGGUCACUUUUCAGGAGUUGCUGCAGAUUCACUGCCCUUGAAACUAUCCCUUAAACCAGUUUUGCUUUCAAAUUGCAAAAAUUUGGAAUAACUUAGUUCUCUUUGUUGGGGGCAAAGUAAUUGUACGCCACUCCAGGUUUGGUGCCUUCUAGAAGGUUGUUUUCUAAGUCGAUAGUUGAGGAAGAAGCAAGUUCACUCAAAUUUACUUGUUUAAGGCUGACUUAACAAAGAGCCAGGCUGGGCUUCAGCUCUCUUCCUUUGAAUAUCAGUGCCCGAAACACCCUCUAAGCAGCCCUGCAAAUUAUUACUUAGUCCAAUAAAAGAUAUCAACUUA
Messenger RNA from Heteronotia binoei (common prickly gecko), 4299 nucleotides. Its product is annotated as DNA excision repair protein ERCC-5-like. Gene Ontology annotation, molecular function: single-stranded DNA binding; DNA endonuclease activity. The record is from RefSeq and is a predicted model, not a curated record. The coding region runs from base 35 to 3409 and encodes 1124 amino acids. The transcript is spliced from 15 exons. Lineage: Eukaryota; Metazoa; Chordata; Lepidosauria; Squamata; Gekkonidae. Gene Ontology annotation, cellular component: nucleus. Gene Ontology annotation, biological process: nucleotide-excision repair.